Messenger RNA from Anneissia japonica, 2304 nucleotides. Its product is annotated as golgin subfamily A member 6-like protein 22. Lineage: Eukaryota; Metazoa; Echinodermata; Crinoidea; Comatulida; Comatulidae. The transcript is spliced from 4 exons. The record is from RefSeq and is a predicted model, not a curated record. The coding region runs from base 318 to 1601 and encodes 427 amino acids.
UCGAAAAUUCGAAAACGUCACACAUCAAAGUCAUUAUUUCAAACACUUCAUGUUCGGAAACAUCAUAAAGAUAUUAUCUUCGGUACUUCAAUAAUUUUAUUGGAUAAAAAGACUGAGGAUUUACAAAUAAAGUGAAAAAUUAUAGUAGAAGUCAAUGGUGUUGCUGUUGAUGGUUUCUAUUAAAAAAAACAACACAUUUACCAGAUUUAAAGAUGUCAGCAAAACCCAAAGCAACAAAGAUGGAAUGAAGGAGAAAGGAAAGGGAAAAUAUCAUUGAAAAAAUAAACAAGCAACUGAAAUACAACAAUGCUGAAAAUAUGGAAGAUGGAUUAGAAGAAAACGUUUUCAGGGAUAUUAAUGAGGUUUCCAAAUGUUAUGUGAAAGAAAAGAAUAAGUCAAGGGAACUUGUGACAAAUGAAAUGAAGUUUCUAAGACAAAAGUUAAAAGAAAAUAUUCGACCCGAAUUUUUCAGUAACUGGAAAGAAUUAUCAUACUGUGGUAAUCUGUUUUGGAGUGAUGAGUUUACAAACCACACAUUACAGGCACGAAAACGGGAGGAGGAGGAGAAGGAUAACAAAUUCACAGAAGCAAUGAAAAGAAAGACUGAGGAAAUGGUCACAAAAUUUAAAAAAAUGAAAGACAAAAUAGAAUGCUUGGAAGGUGAAAAUAAUGAUUUACAGUUCAAGGUUAAAAAUCAAGAACACAUUAAUACUCGGCAAAUGCUUGAAAUUGAAAGACUAUCAAGUGAAAAUGAGAGCUUGAAUAUACAAUACAAUGAGUUACAAAUACAGGAAAUUGAUGAACAAGAAAGACAGACAACAAAGUUCUAUGAUAAAAUCUCAAACCUACGCAAAGAGACACAAAAUCUACACGAAGAACAACAAGAAUUGGAGAAAAAAAUUACAGAUAAAGACAGAGAAAUUCGAGGCCUCAAAAAUGAAUUGAAGAAUGAUUCAAGGAAUAUGAAAGGUAAAGAAGAGGAAAUUUCUACAUUGAGGAAAGAAAUUAAUGCUAUAAUGGAAGAAAGACAAGACCUAAUUGAAAAGAUCAAGAAAAUGAAAGAACAGAUGAGACAAAAGGAUGAGAAGAAGGAACAAGAAAUUAGACAACUAACUGAGAAAAUAAACAUUCUGGAUAAAAAGUCUAAGGAAAAACAAGAAAUGCUCCAUGAUUGUGAAGAAGGCAAGAAGGAUCUAAGUGACAGGAUUAAGGAGUUGGAGAACCAAAUCAAAGCUAUAGAAAAGUACAUUAACGAGCUAAAGAUUGAUGCAGAGAAAACUAUAGAAAAAAUACAACACAAUGAACAAUUGAGGCAAACAAGCUACAAAAAUAGUGAAUUUGACACUACCACCACUCUGGAGAUGAGAGAAAGGGAUGAGAAGAAGGUAGAAGACAUAAAAAAAUUAAUGGAGCAAAUAAGGAAUCUGUGUCUGGAUGAAAAGCAUGUUUGUGAAGAAGACAAGAAGGAAACGAUUAAGAAAUUGGAGGACCAGAUAACAGAUAUAGUACGAACAAGCCAAAUGGCCGAGCGGUUAAGACAAGGGCAUCGUAACCAAAGCCAACAAAAUCGGCAAAGGUUGGCGGCCAGCUCGCUCGUAUAAUUGUAGUUGUGGAACAAAUUCUUCUGGAAUACGGACUAUACACUGAGGCCCAGUGUACACAAAAUGUUCUUGUGCACUUUAAAGAACCCAGUACAUCUGUUUAGAUGAUAAAGGGGUUACCCCGGUGUACUGGACACUUGACCCCUGUCAUGGACAGAUGAAAGUGCACUGGUUUACUGGCUGCUGAGGAAAUGAAGUGACCCUUAGGGGAGGCGAAAAUUAUUGAACAGUGUAACAUCUAGUCCUAUUGCACAUGUCAAGCAGUCCACGUAUCAAGCGCCAUGAGCAUCUAGUUUGAUGGAUACCGGCGCUAUACGAAUCUAUGCUUUUAUAAUUAUUAUUAUUAGUAGUAGUACAAUCAAUCUGCCAAAUGAUUUCAACUGUAUUGUACUUCCUGUAGAACCCUACAACAACAUAUUAAAAAUCUAAAGAAAAAAAAACAUUUAGUGGAAGUCACUUUAAAUUGCUUUUGGUGUCAAAUUUUUCAGAAUGUGUAUAUUCCUAUUCAGUCUCAUGGGAAAUGUGGUCUGAACAUUAUUAAGGCUACAGUCACACUUGAGUCUCAAGCCUGGCUUGGCUCACCGCGGGUGAGAUUUCAAGCCAGGCUCGAAAUUCUGGGUCGGUCACACUACCUGAAUUUAGUUGGAUUGACCUCCAAAUUAGGAAAGCCGAAACAGGAAGUUAGAGUGCCGCCACAAUCAAA